Bufo bufo (common toad) is the source of this 4726-nucleotide messenger RNA. It is a transcript of the gene PTBP1, whose product is annotated as polypyrimidine tract binding protein 1. Gene Ontology annotation, cellular component: nucleus. Gene Ontology annotation, molecular function: mRNA binding. The record is from RefSeq and is a predicted model, not a curated record. The coding region runs from base 115 to 1767 and encodes 550 amino acids. Gene Ontology annotation, biological process: regulation of RNA splicing; regulation of cell differentiation; mRNA processing. The transcript is spliced from 15 exons. NCBI's taxonomy places the organism in Eukaryota, Metazoa, Chordata, Amphibia, Anura, Bufonidae.
ACCUCUGCGUCGUCACUCCGGUCGCCAUUUUGAGACUCUAUAUGAGGCGGUCGCUUAGUUUUCUUCAGUUAUUACGGCGCCUCCUCUCCGAAGCGGGUGGUUCUUGUGUGUGUCAUGGAAGGCAUUGUCCAAGAUAUUACAGUUGGUACUAAGCGGGGAUCUGACGAGCUUUUCUCUUGUGUUACUAACGGACCUUACAUCAUGAGCAGCUCUGCAGCAAAUGGAAAUGACAGCAAGAAAUUUAAAGGAGACAACAGAUCUGUAGGAGUUGGUUCAAAAGUGAUUCAUGUCAGAAAGCUUCCAAUGGAUGUUACAGAAGCUGAAGUUGUAGCUCUUGGCCUUCCUUUUGGCAAAGUGACUAAUCUAUUGAUGUUAAAAGGCAAAAACCAGGCUUUUAUAGAGAUGAGUACAGAAGAAGCUGCUAAUACAAUGGUAAAUUACUUUGCCACGGUCACACCAGUGCUCAGAAGCCAGCCAAUCUACAUUCAGUACUCCAACCACAAGGAACUGAAGACCGACAAUUCUCCAAACCAAGCACGGGCACAAGCGGCUCUCCAGGCAGUAAACUCUGUACAAUCUGGUGGUGUUGCCCUGUCAACUGCAGCUGUCACGUUGGACGGUGGCAUGUCCAUAUCGGGACAGAGUCCAGUUCUUAGGAUAAUUGUGGAAAAUCUCUUCUAUCCAGUUACACUAGAUGUCUUGCAUCAGAUUUUUUCAAAAUUUGGAACUGUGCUUAAAAUAAUAACCUUCACAAAGAACAAUCAGUUUCAGGCACUCUUGCAGUAUUCUGAUCCUGUAAGCUCUCAGCAUGCCAAACUGUCCCUUGAUGGCCAGAACAUCUACAAUGCUUGCUGUACGCUUAGAAUUGACUUUUCAAAACUUACAAGCCUUAAUGUGAAAUACAACAACGACAAAAGUAGAGAUUACACACGCCCCGACUUGCCAUCUGGAGAUGGACAGCCUUCAUUGGAUCAAACCAUGGCUGCCUUUGGAGCCCCUGGACUGAUUUCUGCCAACCCAUAUGCUAGUGCAGGUUUUCCUCCAGCCUUUGCUAUUCCACAAGACUUUUUUUCCUCUCUGCAAGGUGUCCAUGGAGCACUUACACCCCUAACACUUCCAUCAGCUGCAGCGGCUGCUGCUAGCAGACUCGGCAUACAUGGUUUAGGAAUUCCUGGAAACUAUGUUCUUCUCAUCAGCAACCUUAGUCCAGAGAGAGUUACACCCCAAUGCCUAUUUAUUCUUUUCGGUGUAUAUGGGGAUGUACACAGAGUGAAAAUUCUCUUCAACAAAAAAGAGAAUGCACUGGUUCAGAUGGCUGAUGGAAACCAAGCUCAGCUCGCUAUGAGUCACUUAAAUGGACAGAGGCUGCAUGGGAAGCCUCUUCGGAUCACAUUAUCAAAGCACCAGACUGUACAGUUGCCCAAAGAGGGACAGGAAGACCAGGGCCUGACAAAGGACUUCACAAGUUCUCCACUUCAUCGGUUUAAGAAGCCAGGGUCCAAGAACUUCCAGAACAUUUUCCCUCCAUCUGCUACACUCCACCUCUCAAACAUACCGCCAAAUGUAAGUGAAGAGGAUCUUAAGCUUCUCUUCUCACAUGACGGAUGCACAGUUAAAGGCUUCAAGUUCUUUCAGAAAGACCGCAAAAUGGCUCUCAUCCAGAUGGGCUCAGUUGAAGAGGCUAUAGAGUCACUAAUAGAACUUCACAACCAUGACAUGGGGGAGAAUCAUCACCUUCGGGUCUCAUUUUCAAAGUCCACCAUUUAACUUGUGGAUGAAAGACUUUCAGCCCUUUGGAGGGUGACCUAAUGUCUCAAAGGGCUCACUUCCAUCAUUCCAGAUAAAAGCCACUUUAUCCAAUAGAAAUGCAGCACUCAAGUGUCCUUGCAUUCCAGAUUUUAUUCCUUUUUUUUUAAGCUUUUUUUUUUUUUUUCCUAGAGACUGCAAUGAUAGUGAUCUUUAUUGGGUAGGGAUUGCCUGGAGGUUUCCCCUAUACCUUUAUUCCGUACUUAAUGUUCAGUUUGAGGCAGUUUCAUGCUUUAGGACCAAAUUGUGAGGUUUCAGAGGCCAGCUAUGAAUCUAGUUGCCACUAGAUUUGACACAAACUGCACCGGGCUUUGCACAGGUGUCUUGAGGACCAUGUUUCAUAUCAGACGAUCACCAUUUUUCAGCUUUGCCUGUUAUCACAUAUAUAUGCUGGCUUUCUCUGUGCCUUCAGUUAUUAUAAAUGUGCAGAAUAGCUGCUAACUGAAUGGCAUAUAAUGUGUCUUGCAGGGUGAGCAGCAUUCUCAUCUUUCCUGUACCAUGAGCAAAGUAAGACGACCGGCACUCGCAGGAGUAGAUGUGUCUUUUUAUUGCCACAUAGAGGAAAUUUUUCCUCUGUGGCAAUAAAAUGACCAUCACAUCUACUCCUGUGAGUGCCGUUUGUUUUCCUUGCGCACUGACGGGAUGCAGACCCUGGACACGUGCGCCGCACAUCAGCAUAACUGAGUGCCGGCUGUUUCAUUCUGUACAUUCCUGUACCAUGUCAGACCAAAUAUUCUGACCCUUGCACCCCAGUACAUUCAUGGUAUCAGUUUCCAGAAAUCUGAUUAUUGGCUGUGUUGAAUGAAACACAUUAUUGCCUUACCCAGUGUCCUGUGUAUAUGCUGUUAAAUUGAUGUACUUGUAUUUUAAAGGAGUGUUCCGAUGUAGUAAGCCGUCUCUUAACCAGAGGAUGGUGGAUUACGUUAGUUUGUUGGUGUCCUACAGCUGGGACCCCCCUACCUGAAGCAAACCGAGCAACUGGUCGCGCAUGCAUUUGGGAGCUCUGCUCUGGAACUCAGAGAUGAAUGCAUGUUUGGAGGGUCCUUGUUGUGAUCUGUGGGUGGAGCAGCUGUAGGACUCCCACCACCCUAAGAUGACUUGCUACUACAGGAAUACCCCUUCACUCAGCAAGCAUAUGUCAUAUUUGUAUGCUGCAAAAAAUGGGGACCAAAUUGUUAGUCGGUGAAAUGUCACCAUAGAGGUGGGAUGUGAACGCCUUAACAUUAAAGUGGUAUUAAUAAUGGAUACUACUUAGAUGGUGCCAUGUGGACAUAAAAAAUAUGAAACAUCUAGGAAUAAAACAAAGCAUUUUAGGUUUGUCUGCAACAUCUUAAACAGUUAAGUGCCUUUCACAUGGGAAUUUCAAUCUGUUAUUGUGAGAGCAAGGUAAAUUGAAACCAGUCUUGGGGGCCCUAGAGGACUGCUUGAUGAGUGCCCAUUGACUAUAAAUGCAUCGGCCAAUUACACAGUAGUGAUUACUAUCGCCACUGUUUAUCCUGUUCCAUUCAGAUUACACAGGGCAACGUGCUGCUGAUCGGCAUCUUUCAUUGUGAUGAAAGCUGUAAAUCAAGUGAGUGAUGCUUGUUUAUAGACCGAUCAGGAGCACAAUUAUACAGGCCAGUUAUCCUGUGAAUGCUUGUUCCCGAUAAUUGCCCUGAAAAUCGUCCAGGCUAAUAGGGACUUUACACAAUCGUCUAUGCUAACCUGUAAAUACUUAAAGGGGUCUUCUGGUUAUGUAAAGUUGUUCUCUAGCUACAUGAUGGGGCAGAACUAUUAGGCGAGUCUUACUGCUGGGAGCAGUACCUAAUAACCCUUGGAGUCCCCUGAAAUGAACGGAGCAGCCGGUUGGGCAUGUACACAGCCACUCUAUUUCUAGGAGUUCUAGAGUGUCGAGCACAGCACUCAUCUAUCUCUGGAACGUGUAUGCUCAGCUGGCCACUCCGUUCAUUCCUGAGCUGGGGGGGGGGGUUAUCAAAGCAGUAUGGGGGUCCCAGCCCUAGGACCCUGCACAAUGUAAUAGUUUUCACCUAUCCUGUGAAUAGGGGAUAACUUUACAUAACUGGCAUACCCGUGCAGCAAUUGUAUGCUGGAUUAGAUAUUCUAUAAUCUUCUGCUGGGGCUGGUGUGCCUUCCAAACAUUGACUGGCAGAUUUGAUGCCUGAACAUUUGGCAUUCAUAAUUUCCAAUGUCUAGAAAGUGCCUUUAAUGCCACUUGCAAUCAUUUAUAUAAUGCCUUACUGAUAAAGGGGAAGUGGCAUUAGUGCAGGGUUUUUCCUACCCCAGUGCCUUAUCACGGUGUACUCCCGUUGGUGGCAUGAAAUUUACACGGCUAGGUCAUGUGGUCACUUGUUGUUGUACUGGGUCAAGGAAUUUGGGGUAUUUGGACAGAAUAUUGUGGAUCAGUUGACAAGAUUAAAGCAUCUAAUUUCAUGAAUGGCUUGAUAUACUGUUGGACAGUACAUACAUAAUGUCAUGUAUACUUGGCAGUAUGAUGCAAGUUUUCAGGAAUUGGAGCUGAACAUGGUGGUUGUGGUGCACAGCGGAGUGCUGCAUGCUGGAUGCUGUGCACAUAGCCUGAAGCAGCUUUAACCUCCUCAUAUACUGGGCAUUAUAGCCUAUAUCAACUUAAGUGUAAAUACUUAGCAUUUUGUAUACCUACUUGCAAAAGCUGUAAAACAAUAUAUUCCUUUUUUUUAUUAGUGGUAAAUUGUAUAUUUUGAUAACCUUUCAGAAAGAUUUCAGUAUUGUGGGGGUGCUCAGAUGGAAACUUAAAAUCAAUUACCUCUAAUCAAUGUUUGUAUGAAAGACAAAUUAAAACUAUUUUAUAAGAAACGUUUAUACUUUUCAGUAGGUGUUUACUCAGCUGUAGCUCUGUUAUCUGCCAGUGUAUGGGCUUAUAAUAAACUUUAUUCUUCUGCUA